AUUUGAGUAGCCAAGCCAGAGGGCUUUAUUAAACAACCAGCUUGCCAGGCUCCCUUGGUUUUUGGGUUUGGGGUUGGGUUUUUUUCUGAUUUUGACUUCUCUUAUAGUGUAUCUUGUAGAAAACAAUUGAAUCUUUUAAUUUUAGGGGCUAGUGUGUGGUAUACUGAUGUUUCACUAACAGUGUUAAAAUAAUGGCAUAAAGGAAUAUGAGUUGUAAGUCUUCAACUAUUCAUCUUGAAAAUCUCAGCAGUCUGAUGCAUCUCUCACUCGGUUUUGUAGUAGUAUAAGGGCCUUGAAGUAGUUGUCCACUCCAUGCUUUAGUGACAAUGACAAAUAUUGGAGAAAAAGUUGUGUGCCUGGUUGCUUAUCACAUAUUUUUCAUGCUGUUCGUCUGGUCGUAUUGGAAAACAAUCUUUACGCUACCAAUGAAUCCUUCAAAAGAAUUUCAUCUAUCAUAUUCAGACAAGGAAUCCCUAGAGAGGGAACCUAGAGGUGAAUCCCAGCAAGAAGUCUUAAGACGGGCAGCCAAGGAUCUUCCUAUCUAUACACGGACAAUGUCUGGAGCAAUCAGAUACUGUGACAGAUGCCAUCUUGUAAAACCAGAUCGUUGUCAUCACUGUUCUGUAUGCGACAAAUGCAUUUUGAAAAUGGAUCAUCACUGCCCUUGGGUGAACAACUGUGUAGGAUUCUCCAAUUACAAAUUUUUUCUUCUCUUCUUGGCUUACUCGCUAGUGUAUUGCCUUUUCAUUGCUGCAACAGAUUUACAGUACUUUAUCAAGUUUUGGACAAAUGGCCUUCCUGAUACUCAAGCCAAGUUCCACAUCAUGUUUUUAUUCUUUGCUGCAGCUAUGUUUUCUGUCAGUUUGUCUUCUCUUUUUGGGUAUCACUGUUGGCUUGUCAGCAAGAAUAAAUCCACAUUAGAGGUAUUCAGAGCUCCCAUAUUUCGUCAUAGAACAGACAAGAAUGGCUUUAGCUUGGGCUUCAGCAAAAACCUAAGGCAGGUGUUUGGUGAUGAGAAGAAAUAUUGGUUGCUGCCUGUGUUUUCAAGUUUAGGGGAUGGUUGCUCCUUCCCAACUUGCCUUGUUAAUCAGGAUCCUGAGCAAGCUUCCACACCUGGUGGUCUUAAUUCAACAUCCAAAAAUGAGAACCAUCUGUUUCCUGCAAAGCCACUGCGUGAUUCCCAGAGCCACCUACUUACGGAUACACCUUCUUGGUCAGAAACUAGUGUAAAGGCUGAAAAGGGCAAAAUUGGUAUGAACAAUCCUGCAUUAACCAUGGAAAAUGAAACCUAAUUUCUCUUAAAAGAAACAUCUGACUAUGUAAGAAAAAGUUUAAGAACAAGCUGUCAUUGGAAGGAAGAUGGAUUCUUCCAAAUUCAGCCCUGUUGGUCAGCUAUUCCUGUCUGCUCCUGUAUGGAUGUGCUCAGAAAACAAACCAACAGAUGAUUAACUGUCUCCAUGUCACUGCUUGAAAUACAAAACUAGACAUACUACUUCUGAACCAGACAAAGAAUUUUUCAGUUUAAAAUUACUGUGUUUGAAUGGUGAAGGAUGAUUGAAUAUUAGGAAAUGAAAAAAAUAGGAGGCUGAGUUUACAAAUGGCUGGUUUUACUUUGAUAUUCAGCACAAGAAAAAUGUGACCUUGUUACACAUCAGUCCAUGUUCUUGCCUUGGUUUCACCUUUUAAUUCAAAUUGUUGUAAGUAGUUGACUUUAAAAUCAAAAUUUUGCACUACUGCCCUUAUGAAUCCCUUAUGAAUUGGGAGAACAUCCAGUGUUGAUUAUGAAUAAUUUAGUGGCUUGGUGGACUGUAUUUUCUUUUGAGUGUUUGAUAAGCAGUUUUUGAAGAUAAGAAGACCCAAGUGAAAUGUCUAUUUUUGGAACAUUUUUUUGGAAACCAUUGUUGCAAAAGCUCCGUUUCCCCUCAGAUCUGCACUACCAAUAGUUUGAAAAGUUACAGAGGGGAAAAAAAUUCUUUGUUAAUUGAAUGCUACAGUGGGUCACUGCUCAAUGCUGUGAUAAAAAGCCUGUAUUCAGAUGGGUAAUACAUAAAUGAAACUGGCCAGCUGGGGAUUUUGAUGGGAGCUGCACAGGAUAGUGCUAUGAAAUGGGAAUUUUAUUGUCCCAUUUGGAGCUCUUAACUGCUUUGGGAAGUGAAUGUUGGCACUGAACUUUAAUCCAAAAGGCUUUAUACCAACCUGUGUUCCUGAGGGCCUCUGUCUUUCAAGCUCCUAGUUUCUUAUUAUCAAUAUUUGUGUCAGAUUUCUUUUUUCUUGUUCUUCAAGACACUGCCUUUCUUACUGUAUAAUUUAAUGAAUAUCAUGUACAAUCAAGGAGACUUAUCACAAUGACUUCUGAUAUUUGCAUUUACAGGACAACAGACUUUUGAUUGCAAUACCAAAAAGCCAAGCUGCUGCAAGUAGGAAAUCCCCUUCAAUAAAGUUAGGAGCUAGCAGCUUUCUUAGCAUCAGAGGUUACUGGCCAGGUAAUAAAAGACACAUUAUCAGUUUUCAAAAUCAAGGAAGUUUCAGCAACACAAAUCUAACUGUCUUGUGCCUUUUGUAUACACUACAUUUAUAGUAUCAGUGUUUACAUUUAAAUGCAAAUUGUUAUUCUGAAAACAACUUUAGGAGAAAUUUAGUUAUGCUUUCUAGGUGGCUAGAUAAAAGGACUAUUCAAAAAAAAGUGAAAACCUCUCAGACUAAGCUCAGCUCAGUUGAAACAGAAAAGUGCUUCUGUUGUCAAACCUGAGUCUCUUAGCAGGUUGGUUCACAGUGUAAAGAUGCCAGUUGUUUGUUUAGAAAACUGGCAGCAGGACUAAGUGACAUAAUUCUGAAAGCAAAGAAUACUAUCAUUAACUCUUCUACAGGCAGGUAACUUAAAAUUUUUCUUUCUUGGGUUUACAACUGAAGUGAUAGCUGGUGGAGCACAAAUGUGGCUUUUUGUUUCUAUUGAGGAAAAAUGUAUUUAUUUUACUUUUUUUUUUUAAUCUCAAAAUUUUACCAGCCUGAAAACAUCUGUUUCUUGCCAGAAGUGCCAGACUGUGGAUCCCUUGAUGUAGAACACUUUUUCUGAACUAGCAUGAAGGUAGCAUACAGUUUACAUGAUGCCUGCAGAGGUCUAGCAACCAAAAGAUUUUUUGCAGCUAUUUAUUCAGUAUUGUUCUGUCAGCUUACCUCGUAUUUAUGUUUGUUUAAAGGUGAACUUGUUAAGGGAUAAGGGGGAAGAGGGAAAAUAUAUUUUUUAACACUUCAGGUUCUCUAUAUCUGUAGAGUCUUGUUUUUUACGCAGUUAGUCACAGGGUGGUUUGUCAUGGAGCAUGCAUU
This is a messenger RNA of Neopelma chrysocephalum (saffron-crested tyrant-manakin), 3324 nucleotides long. RefSeq names its product zinc finger DHHC-type containing 2 (gene ZDHHC2). Gene Ontology annotation, biological process: peptidyl-L-cysteine S-palmitoylation; protein targeting to membrane. The transcript is spliced from 14 exons. The record is from RefSeq and is a predicted model, not a curated record. NCBI's taxonomy places the organism in Eukaryota, Metazoa, Chordata, Aves, Passeriformes, Pipridae. Gene Ontology annotation, molecular function: protein-cysteine S-palmitoyltransferase activity. Gene Ontology annotation, cellular component: endoplasmic reticulum; Golgi apparatus. Bases 327 to 1292 code for a protein of 321 amino acids.